GGCUUUAACAGUAAAGCGGAGGCAGAGGGGAGGAGAAGACGCCAAGACGCCCGGGGAGGCAGGAGCAGGGGCCGGAGCCGGACGCCACGGCUGGGAGCAGCGAUGGCAGAUGCCUUCAUCCGGCACAUUGAGCUGCUGGGCUACGAGAAAAGGUUUUUCCCCAGCCAGCACUAUGUCUACAUGUUCCUGGUGAAGUGGAACGACCUCUCUGAAAAGCUCGUCUACCGCCGGUUUACAGAGAUAUACGAGUUCCACAAAGCGCUGAAGGAGAUGUUCCCCAUUGAAUCCGGGGACAUCAACAUGGAGAACCGGAUCAUCCCACACUUGCCAGCCCCAAAGUGGUUUGAUGGCCAGCGCUCAACCCAGAGCAGGCAGGGCACGCUGGCCGAGUACUGCCACGCACUGAUCAACCUGCCCCACAAGAUCUCCCGGUGCCCGCAUGUGAUCAGCUUCUUCAAGGUCCGUCCCAACGACACGAACCCUGUCACGGACAGCCAGAUGAAGAAGCCCGAGGUCUUCCUCCUGCCAAAGGAUGCCAAGAAAAACCUCACCGAUAUCACGGGCCCCAUUGUCCUGCAAACCUACCGAGCCAUCGCUGACUAUGAGAAGAGCUCCACCUCCGAGAUGGCUAUCAAAGCUGGGGACAUGGUGGACAUCGUGGAGAAGAGUGAGAAUGGCUGGUGGUUUUGCCAGUUGAAGAAUAAACGGGGCUGGGUGCCAGCUGCCUAUCUGGAGCCGAUGGAUGGUCCUGACGAGUCUGAAGAGCAGGAGCCCAACUAUGAAGGUGAGCAGUACAUUGUCCAGAAAAGCUACACAGCCGUGCAGGAGGACGAGCUGACCCUCAAGGAGGGUGACACCAUCGAAGUCAUCCACAAGCUCCUUGAUGGCUGGUGGGUCAUCAGGAAGGAUGAAACCACGGGUUAUUACCCCUCCAUGUACCUGCAGAAAGACGGGGAGGCGAACACCUCUGUGAAGAGUGAGCUGAGGAACCGGAGUGCUCCUCCACGAAGAUCCACCAUCCGAAAUGUGAAGAGCAUCCACAAGCAGACGCGGAAGCAGAUCAGCCAGGAGACCUACAGGAGGAACAGCAAGAAGUACAUCCAGAGCCGGAGAAACACAAAGGAAAAUUUCCUGAACAAGGCCAAUGUCAUCAGUGAGAAAAACGAGCAAGAAGAGAACAAGCCCAAGGCUCAACCUUGUGAAGCCUCAGCCCCCCCAGCCUUCAUCUCCACCAGCUCCUGCGCAGCUGGGGCUCAGAGCCAGACUGGGGGAUCCAGGUGGCCCUGA
Egretta garzetta (little egret) is the source of this 1287-nucleotide messenger RNA. RefSeq names its product neutrophil cytosolic factor 1 (gene NCF1). Lineage: Eukaryota; Metazoa; Chordata; Aves; Pelecaniformes; Ardeidae. Gene Ontology annotation, molecular function: superoxide-generating NADPH oxidase activator activity; phosphatidylinositol binding; protein binding. The transcript has 11 exons. The coding region runs from base 103 to 1287 and encodes 394 amino acids. Gene Ontology annotation, biological process: superoxide anion generation; respiratory burst. The record is from RefSeq and is a predicted model, not a curated record. Gene Ontology annotation, cellular component: NADPH oxidase complex; cytoplasm.